AUGGCAAACCACCAUCCCUCUCCUCCGAUGCAAAUGCAGAUUCAUCAUGGCCCCCCAGGACCGGCUCGUGCUCCACCGCCGCAGUCCUUCUCCUCAUCGCGCCAGACACUGCUGCAACUGAAUGAGGCUGUCUGGAUCCAACUAGGCAGCCUUGCCGAACAGAUGGGAAACUUGGACGAUGCAAUGGCUUCGUACGAGCGCGCCCUGCGGACGAACCCCAACUCGAUCCCGGCAAUGAACGCCAUGAGCUCAGUGCUGAGGACGCGCGAGGAUUUCCCUAAGGCCGCCGAGUAUCUGAACACCAUACUGAAACUGGACGAGAGAAAUGGAGAAGCAUGGGGCUGCCUCGGACAUUGCUAUCUGAUGAUGGAUGACCUCCAGCAGGCGUACAAUGCGUACCAAAAUGCCUUGGUGCACCUGCCCAACCCAAAGGAACCCCGCCUCUGGUACGGAAUAGGCAUUUUAUAUGAUCGAUAUGGCUCUUUGGAUCACGCCGAGGAUGCAUUUGCCCAGGUGAUGAAAAUGCAACCUGAUUUUGACAAGGCUCACGAAAUAUACUUCCGACUCGGCAUCAUCUACAAACAGCAGCAGAAGUAUAAUGAAUCAUUGGAGUGCUUCAAGUACAUCGUCAACUCUCCCCCGACGCCGCUCACGGAAGAGGACAUUUGGUUCCAGAUUGGCCACGUCCAUGAGCAGCAAAAGGAUUUCGAAAAUGCGAAGGCCGCAUAUCACCGCGUCCUUGACCGCGACCCCAGCCAUGCCAAGGUUCUCCAGCAGCUAGGUUGGCUGUAUCACACACAAAGCCAGCAUUUCGACAGCCAGGAACGAGCGAUCGAGUACCUGGAGAAAUCUGUAGCAGCUGCAGACAAUUCGGAUGCCCAAAGCUGGUAUCUUCUAGGGCGCUGCUACAUGCAGAUGCAGAAGUACCCCAAGGCAUAUGAAGCGUACCAGCAAGCUGUGUAUCGGGACGGACGGAACCCCACGUUCUGGUGCUCGAUCGGUGUGCUUUACUACCAGAUCAACCAGUACCGCGACGCACUUGAUGCGUACUCGCGUGCAAUCCGUCUUAACCCCUGGAUAUCUGAAGUCUGGUAUGAUUUGGGCACUCUGUAUGAGUCCUGUAAUGGCCAGAUCGCUGAUGCGCUCGACGCGUAUCAGCGUGCUGCUGAGUUGGACCCCACCAAUGUUCACAUAAAGACUCGGCUUCAGUUGCUCCGGAAUGGACAGGCCAAUGGCGCGCCUCCCGGGCAGGCACCUAUGCCCACCGAUGUCCAUCCCCAGGCUUAUCAGGCUGCCGGCGCAGUUGGGCCCCCGGGACCGCAGUGGGCAGGGUCCGGGCCAGCCGUUCCUCAGCAAGCGCCACAGCCGAUGCUUAACGGCGCACCACAAGGCCCAGGUGGCCCAGCUUCUUGGGGAGGUAGGAUCUCGGAUAUCAACAUCCCCCCGCAACCGCGGAAUCCGUAUGCCGCAGAGCGUGAGCCCUUUCGUGGCCAAGUCGGCCCCGGUCAACGACCGCCCAGUCCCCAACAGGAGCAGCAAAUGAGACCGUAUCAAGAAGCCAAUAGAGUACCGGAGCAACCCAGACGGGGUCCGUCCCCUCCACCCCCAGCGCACUACGCAGCGCCCCCCCCGCCGCAGCCCCCUGCCCAACAACCCCAGCAGGCACCGCAGGGGUCGCAACCUCCUCGGGUGAGAAAUCCGAACUAUGGAGGCCACACACCGGCCGCGAUGCUCCAGCCCAGCUCGGCUCCUGGCCCCAGUGGAGCGGCGUCCAAUCCAUUGAUGCCUUACCGCACUGACAGCCCCAGGAAUGAAGGAAGACCGCCCAUUCAUGAAAAUCGGAUGCCGUCCCCCAAGUCGGCGUAUCCGCAGCAUCAACCUCCGCCCUACUCGACACAUGCUGAGCAAGCGGGCCCUAGUGGCUCGGAACCUGCUAUGCCCCCGGCACAGCAGCCUGGCUUUGCCGAUAAUGCGCUCCAUCGCAUGGACGACCAUCGUCCGCCCUCGGUUGGCCCCAAGAGGAUGCGCGAGUGGGAGGAUGACCGAGAAGCGAAGAAGCCUUCGACCGACGAGGCUCGCGCGCGCAUGGAAGACGUCCGUCACCGGCGUCCGUCAACGUCUCCCCGGCUGGAGCCAUACCGCCGGAACUCGUCGGAAGCUAGGCGCUUUGAUGAGCGGCGCAUGGAUGAUGCCCGGCGGGCCGAAGAGCAGCGCCGCGCGGAGGAGCAGCGCCAUAAUAACGAAGGUUACCAUCCCUCCGAGGCCGCGCACCAUCCUCAAUCGCACUCGGUUGGCGGACAUCUGCCGCCCAUGCAGCAGGGACCGUCUGCGAUGCAAGGCCUUAUGCAUGACGGACCCGGGCCUCACGCGGGACCUGCUAAGAAAGAGUACCAAAGCGGGCCUGAGGAAAGGCGGAUGGAGCACGCGCCCGCGCCCGCUGCUCACCCUCCCAUGGCCGGCGAGCCUGAGAGGGCUGCCAGGAAGAUGGAGGUGGAUGAAGACUAUGAUGACAGUGGUGAGGAAGAUAAAAAGGCCGGGAUCGUCCCGGGCACCGCGGCUGGUUCAGGAUCCGCUACGGCGUCUGACAUGAAGAACGGGACGCCUACAAGCGCGAGCAUCAGCGGCUUGAUGCACCAAAAACCGGAUGGCAACUGAUGCUGCAUCGUUUUGCUGUGUCGCACAUCUCGUCCGAUUUCCCACCCAAUUUCCAGCAAUCCUCGACGAGGUUUACAUUCUAUUCCGUCAGCCCCAUUCUGGGUUCCGGUUGGUGGCGUGGGUCAUCGUCACUCGUCAGCAUCCGUGGCCAAGAAGGCGUUGAACUCCCGUCAAGAUCGUCAAGCUAUUGUGUUGCUAUGGAGAGACAAGAGCCGAAUCAGUGGACUGUAUGGAAACAACCCUCCGCGUCGUGCGUAAGACAUUGCACUCUAUUACCCAGGACGCCCACCCCGUCCCACCCCGUUCUCACUCAGCAGCGCAUCAUCGAGAUGAUGCUAUUGGUUCAAAACUCUUCCUAUUUUCGUUUCUUGUUUUCCCCUUAUCGCUUCCACUUUACUAUUAACACAACAUGAUGGAUUCUAGCAAUUGUCCGGUAGUGGGUAGGACUGGGUGCGCGCGCAA
Molecule: messenger RNA, 3117 nt
Organism: Chaetomium strumarium
Lineage: Eukaryota; Fungi; Ascomycota; Sordariomycetes; Sordariales; Chaetomiaceae
Exons: 7
Coding region: 1-2655 (884 amino acids)
Biological process (GO): negative regulation of transcription by RNA polymerase II
Cellular component (GO): transcription repressor complex
Molecular function (GO): RNA polymerase II cis-regulatory region sequence-specific DNA binding; protein binding; chromatin DNA binding
Source: RefSeq, a predicted model, not a curated record